AUGGCGAAUUUCCUCUCCGCUUGGCGCAAACCUUCUCCACCCCGUGCGACGUCGCACCGGGCGCAGCCUUCCCCUUUUCUCUUUACCGCCGGUUUCUCGGUGAUCUUCCUGGUGAGCUGGCGAUCGAGAUCCUUGUCUCCUCGAUACUGCUUUUUCAUAUUGCUCUCGAUGUGUAUUCACUUCGCUGGCCUAUCUCUCUGUCGGAUCGUUCAGGAUCGUUCUGGUCUGAAUUUGCACCGCUCUGUCGUGGAUUUUGAGGUAGUUUCCGUUCUGCCACAGUCAUCUCUUCGGCUUGUUUUCUCCUGUCUGCAGCUGUUGGCCGCCGGCUGUGACGGAGCUCCUUUCACGAACCGCAAGGGGGGGAAGUCAUCGGUGUUCUCGCUGUUCAAUCUCAAGUCGAAGAGCAAGUUCUGGAGCGAGAAGGUGAUUCACGGAGGUGAGCCGGGCUCUUAGUUAUCUUUUCAUAGUUUUCCUGUCUAGGCUGGACGUUGGUAAUUUCCGUCAUGUUGCACAUGUUUUUCUCCUUUUCUGCGCGUUUUUGCCAUUGCAUAGUCGAAGAAUGCACUUCGAUGACCUCUCCCUCCCUAUCUCUGUGCGUCUAUGGAGAUCUGUAGCGUUGUUGUUCCAAGAAAUGUCCGGCAUUUAUCUUCAUAGUCGCUAACAAUUUAUCCUGGGUCAAAUUGUUGCUGAAAUGAAUUAUUUCCAGAUUUCGAUGACUUGGAAAGUUCGGUAUUAUCUGAUCCUGCUAAAAUGGGCGCAUACAACUACACAAAGGCAGGUAAUGAAAACUACCAUUUUGCUCAUUGUCAUUUUACAAUCCUUGGUUUCCAGUGUUCCCAGCAACACUAGUGCAGUUGUUGUACGUUAGCUCUAUUACCCUUUGUUUCGUCCUGUACUCUUAUCAUUAUGUCUAUAUUUUAAAUGGAAUGAAGAGAUGACCAUCCCUGCCAUACGUUUUCUUUUUGAGUUUUCAGCUCCUCAGAAGAGUGGGUUGCUUUGCCAAGAUAUCUGUACUUUAUAAUUGUUUCCAGAAGUUUUUACACUAUGGUAAAACUGUCAUAAAACGCUUCAAUGUAGUCUUGUACCUCACAUAUAUGUUAGUUCCGUCAUCUCAUUCUUGGCCUUUUUGAAAAUUUGAUCUUUUUUGAGUUUUCACUAAAAUUACAAUCUGGAAUCCAUCGUUUGCCAUAUUUAGCAAACGGCAUAGAUUCAAACAUAACUUAAAAGAUAGACGCAUAAGGAGGGAUAGUGGGGAUAUGAUAAAGACAAAAGAAAGCAAAUGGUACUCAGGUCACUAUACCUUCUCAACUAUUGCCAAACAUCGAGCUAAAGAGACAUUUCUCAAAUAAAGUGUCUUCUAUGGAGUCGGAUAUUCCUGCAAUUGAUACUGUUGGAAAUGUGGUCUUUGUUCUUCGUGUUAUCAAGAGAUAAUUGGCUUUCGCAUGGAACUUAUCAACAUGUAAUCAAUUUUAUAUUUUCCCUUAAAAACUACUUUUGUUUUAAAAAACUCUUUACAGAAAAUUUGUGGUUAUACUAAUGCUUCUUAUUGUGUAAUAGGGAAUAUCGCAAAUUAUUUGGAGCUGUCAGAGGUCGUUUCUUUGUACAUCCCUGUUCAUGUGAACUUCAUUUUCUUAGGAUUCGAUGGACAAGGGAAUCAUGGUAAAUAUCUUGUCUUAUUAUAGUUUCCUUAUCUGAUCUUUCUUUCUGGAACAGUGACAUGUUUUUCUCGUUAAUUUUUUUCUAGGGUUCAACUUAGGUCCUGAGGAGCUGGAACGAUGGUUUACAAAAAUUGAUCACGUAUUUGAACAUACUCGAAUUCCACCAAUCGGAGAGGUUCUUAACCCGUUUUACAAGAUCAGUUUCGAUAAAGUCCAACGUCACCAUCUUCCACUUGUCAGCCAUAUAAAUUACAAGUGAUUACUCAGCCUUGUCGUUUUUUUAAUGUUCAUUUAGCUCUUUUUCAUUAAUUUCCAGUAACAAGAGCAAUCACUACACUGCUUAUAUCAUUCAUCUUGGACUUGGAUGACGAAUCCAACGGAUUUUGCACUGCCAACCCUAAACUCUAAAUAAUGAUUGGCUGGUAAUCUGUUGCUAACAUCCCGUUUGUUGCCUAAAACCUAGGUUGUAACCUUAACCAUUAGAUGUUGAGGGGAACUUCUUGUUUCAAAAUUCCAAAUCGUUGUAAAAUGUUGCCAAAACCAAUGUUUAUUCCUACAGUAAUUUUUUAAAAUCUAGCACGUAAUUCUGUUAUGAACCUACGUGGUGUCAUUACAUUAUUCUGCCAAAAAGUGGGCCAUGUGUAUUAAUUAUUUUAGUUGAGCAACAUAAACAUGUACAUGUUUAACUAUCUCUUAAAGAAAAAAGCUCUGUAUGAAAUUGCCAGAGUCUUUACUAAGACGAUGUUGACUAGACUAGGAUCCAAAUCCCCCAUGAUUGAAGAAUCCUCACAAAAAUGUCUAAACCUGCUCCCACACUCUUGAAGAAAUAUGAAUGUUUAUCCUCUCUAGGGCAACUAUGGUACCUAAAAAUCUGUUUGCUCCUGUGGUGCCAUUGACAAACAAACAAAAAAUCUACGGUAGCAGAAAAAAAUCAAAGAGAAGAAUGGCAAUGUGUGGAAUGCAUCUAUUAAAUAUCUCUGGAUGGCUACUGGUGGUUCCCUGGUUUCAAGAUCAUAGUUGCUUGUGCAUUUAUGAUGAUUAGGUGAAAGCCAAGGUGGGACCUCUUCAAUUCCCUGCAUAACACCUAGACUUAUGAGGAAGUUUCCUUCAACGGCAAAUAAAUGACAUUUUUGGCGCAAGUAUCUUCUACCGAAAUGAAACUACCUUGAUUACCCUUUAUCUAUGUUACCAUCUGCUUAAGUGCUCAUUCUUUUAACGCCCUCUGACACAAUUAUCUUUUUCCUUUCCUGAAUCAAAGAUGUUUUGAGCUACAUAUAAUCAUUCUGCAUUCCGUGACUCUGUAUCCCUGUGUUAAAUGCAGUUUUUCUGUCCAUGCCAUAAACAUGGGACAAAAGGUGACAUCUAUUUUUGAGCAUGCCAUAAAGGUUUUUUCCCGUAGGGAUGACAUCACAGAUGCCAGGUAAUCAUAUGAAUUCUGGAUAGAAUGGAAUAUGUGUUUAUUCUUUUUGGAUUUUUAAUUUUGAAAAUUGGUGUAUUAUGAAUUUAUUGCUGUUGAAUUCCACAUUCUGAUCAAGUUUGUUCAUUUACAGGGAUGAUGAAAGCGUUCUUUGGCAAGUGGACAUUGAUAUGAUGUAUCAUCUAUUCUCAAGUCUGGUUGAUUAUCUUCAGCUUGUGGAUGCAUAUAAUAUUUUCAUCUUAAAUCCAAGACAUGAUGCCAAAAAAGUUAAUUAUGGCUAUAGGUCAGUUCCAUCGAAGGAUUUUUCCUUAAGACAAGUUGCUGAUAUUGAAAAUUUUGUUUAAAUUGACUUAAUUAACGGAAGUGAAAUAUUUGAGGGAUUAUCAUGAGAUGUGAACCCUCGUGGGGAGUUUCAGAAUGCUUUACAAGUGAGUGACUCUCAUCUAUUGAGAGAACAACUAUAAAAAGUUAAACCAGAGAGAUCAUUUAGAUUCAGCACCAUAUUAUCCAAUAAGAUGGUCAAGCCUUCACAGUGAAGAUGGUGAUAAUGAAAAUAAGUCUCUGCGAUAAUGCAGAUCAUACAUGUGUCUAUUACCUGUUUGACACUUCGCGGAGACUUGUUUACAUGUUUGUACAAAUUAACAGGAAUCAAAUUGUCGAAAUAGUCUGUCUCACGUCUUCAGGUCACGUGGUUUUCUGCUUGUUUACGUGUGAAAAGUUUACAGUUAUUCGUUUUUAGUUUUCAUAUUCUGUUUUUCUAUUAGCUUUAAUGCUAGAACAUGAAGCACCCGUUUCCUUUCCUGUAGGAGGGGCUUGUCAGAGUCGGAAAUAAAUUUUAUUAGGAAGGUAUGCCUAAUCAGAUCUGUUUUUUCAUUUCAAACAAUAUGAACUGGAUAUGCUAGUUUGCUUUACAUUUAGAACCUGCUCUAGUGAAGGUCAAACUUUCACCUGGGAAAUAUCCGCAUCUGUGUUACAAACCCCUUUUCUUUUGCAAAGAAAUAAAACCUAGUUUUUAUUUCGUUUUUGGUAGGUUGUCUUUUUGUUACAGCUAAAUCACGGAAGUGUGCAUGUACUAGUAACUAAGAUUCUGGAAUGUUCACUUAAUUACAAUUCUAUUUUCUCAAUCAGUGGGCCUACCGCACAAAAACUAUCAUCCUCAGCUUGGAUAUUUUCAUGGAAUCCUUAUCAUGCUCUGGGUUAAAACCUAGUCUUAGAUUAAUUUUUGGACCAAGAAAUUUUUUGAUAAUUUAGUUUGAGUAUGCUGAACUAAACAAAAACAAGACAAGGUCUAUGUUUGGGAAGGAAAAUUUACAUGUAUCGGUGAUGGAUUUCUUUUUCGGCUUUACUCUGCUACAUAUAUGAGAAUUUUUGACAGGAGGCCCGCCAAAGAUUCUGAUUUCUAUAUGGUAAUAGCUGGAUCAUAAUCUGUGGUACACGGACUGCUGCCGAGUGUCACAAUGCAUGGGGUAUGCAUGUGGAAAAAUGAAACCUCGCUUGAGAUUGGUGGAAGUGGGAGUUCUUAGCUUCAACAAGUCUUGAAACUUUCGUUUUCCAGUCUUCAACAUACUGAGAAGCUAUGUUGUUGUUAAAGUUCCCAUAACAAUUAUCUUAUGUUCAAAAACCCUCUCAUGGGUUCCAGUAACUAUGGUCGUUGUUUUUCGUGAGAGGAGUUUGAGAACCGAUGACGGUAUAGAUGAUAGGCAGAAUAUAGUGAAUAAACAUUAGAUCGGUAGAGGUCUAUAUCCUAGAAGCCAUCAUCUUGCCCCAGAUCAAUGAAGAAGCAGGUAAAUUGCUUAUUCUGCCAUCUUGGUAGAAUAGGGCAAUGAGAUGCCAACAGAUCUCCUGGGGCUCAUAUUUUCUCUGGUUUUAAUGACAUUUUCGACGAGUUGUCAAGAAUAACUUAAUGGCCGCAAUGAUAUAAUUUUAUGAGAGGCCGUUGAGGAUUUAUAUUUUCUUUUAUACGUUUGUGAUAUUUUGUAAAAAGAAGAGCUUCUCUGCUUGCUGAUCUUAUAGCUGUUCGUGUAGACAUGAUUGGAUGAUGACAAGGUUCAUAGAAACAACCUUUUUUUCAUUUCUCGCAUCUACAGUCUGCAGAUUAUGCAAAAUAAUGUUUGAGAUGAACGUUCCAAAAACUCAAUCUAUGAAGUUACCGUUGGUAAUUUCAGAGGGUCACAGAUCUGGUUUUUCAACGGGACAGAGCAGCUGAGAUUGAUACAUUGGAUUGAACGAAACUCUUUACUUCAGUGGAUCUGUCAAGCAGCUAUUACCCACCUAAAGAUGUAGCCUCUCUUUGUCUUUGAAGUGAUGGAUUGCGACAUUGGACUUAAUGAAUCAAUUUUUUUAUAACAGAUUAGAAGAUUUGAAGGCUCAAGUUUUCAUUCAGUAGGAGAUAAUAAGUUAACUGGAAAUUGAUCGACCUAGUAUGUAAAUAUUAUCGAUCGUCUGGAGAGCCAAUCUAUUAGGGCUACAAAUGAAGUUUCUUGUCCAGCAUACUGGGCCAGAUGGGGGAACUAAUAUUUCUGCAGGGUGCUUUAGAAGUUUAUUGCACAUGAACGGAUAUGUUUUUGAAUGAUUGAUCAGUCUAAAGAAGUAGAUAUUAGGAGUGACUUGAUUCUUAGCUCGACUCCAUUUUGCAUAAAACCCAGAGCAAACAGGAUCAAAUCUUGCCUUUAGGUUCUGGUUUCCAUGUUUAAUUACACAAUUAAUUUUUAUCCUUUGUUAAGCUAGGUAGGUGAUGAGAUGGGUGCUCCUUUCGAGGACUUAAUGCAGUAUUCCUCGAUUGAAGUUCUUAUUUCCUGCAUAUAUUAAUAUUUUGACUGUGCACUUUUCGUCUGUGCUGUUUUCAAUGUUACUUUCUGAUACUGUUCAGAUCUUGGAUUCUCUUACAGAACAAAACUUUGCAAGAGAAGAUUGCAAAAUCAGAUAGUUCAAUUCAAGGUCUUCUCGGUGAGUUCUUGUUCUUGUUCUUGCCUUGUUUAUUUUAGAAUGUUCAAUUGGUUUCUUAGUAGAUACAACUAUCUUCCGGCCAGUCACCAGUUUUCUGGCCAAAGAAACAGAAUACUAUUUUAACGGCCAACUAUGGCCAAAUUUAUACAAAUAAUCUUUGCAUUUAGUGUUUAGAUACUAACUUUUCAGGCAUUCUACCAAAACUUCUUAUCUUUGCAGAGUUCAACAAAGUCAAGAGCCAGAAGCCUUUGUAUGUGAAUCACCCUAUGUCCAAAUUUGCAUGGACAGCGGCUGAAGGAAUUGAUACAGUGAAGCUACUUUUUCCAUUCUAUUCAAAUAUUUUAAGUUCAACGGCUUUUUAAAAUCAUUAUUUAUCUGACUUGAUAUUUAAAAAUUAUUUCAUCAGUUUAUAUUUAGACAGUUCAUUCAGAUGGUGACGUACCAUUUGUUAUGUUAUAAAUCAUUCAAAAUGAUAGGCUGACUAAUUUUAUUGGCCGGUAUGUUUUAAAUCCUUUCUGCUAAAAUGGUAACACUUUUUCGUUUCUACUGACUCCUGUGGCCCAUUUUGCCUGUGCGCUGACUCUAUGUGACCAUCGUUCAUAAGUUUUAAAUGCAAUUAUUUAAACAGAGAGCAGCAUUGAUCAUUAGCCAGUGCCAGGGUUUUUUUCAAUUUUUUUUUCUUACCUUUCAUUUUUUAUUUUCUUUUGGUCAGGAAAACUGGUCUAGCAAUAUGCAAAAUGCCUUGAAUAAUGUGGAAACGUUUCUACAAAACAAAGAUGCUGCUGAAAUCAUUUAUUGCAAAGCAUCUCAGGUUUGUUAUUUUUGUUAUCCGUCGUAAGAAAUUUCUUUCAAUAUUUCAAUGUUUGGACGCGUUGGAAAACAAAAUAGAGGGUUUACUUGUACCUUCCGAGCUUUUUCUCCCUAGAUACGGCACGGAGUGAAGGAUGAUACGAGGCUUCUAUUUGAAAAAGAGCUAAAAUCUGUGGACAUGGCUGGCCUUCAUGCGGAAUGUCUCACGGAUACGUGGGUUGGAAGAGACAGGUUCACUUCUCACUUUCUUCUGCGUAUUGAAAGAAGGAUGUUAAUGAUCUCUACCUUGAGGAAUACUAUUGACAUAAUUUUGUAUCAGAUGGGCAUUUGCUGAUUUGACUCUGGGAUCAUUUUCUUGGGGUCCAGCUGUUGUUGGAGAAGGUGUUCGAACAGAGUUCAGCUUACCCAAUGUUGGAAAAACAAUUGGCGCAGUUUCUGGUACUAAGAAUUUUCUUUGAAAUUAAUGUGGUACAGUGAGUGCCAUCUAAUAUCUUCCGUUAAGUUCAUCUAAUUCUAUGUUUGGAUCAAUGUUCCACUUAUUUUCAGAGUAUUGAAUUAAAAUUUCUCCAAGGAGCUACAUGGGGGAUUGAGAGUCACUUAUUCUUACACAUUCAUGAGUUGUGACGUGGAACAGGAAUAUCAUGGAUUAGUUAAUGGUUGGAGCGGGAUUCAAUUGUCAUAAUGUUACCUUGUUCAUAUAGACUUACAGAUAGUUACCUCGCAUGUUAGACAUCAACCUCAUUAUCCAGGGAAAAUGAAGGGGGAUUGGAAAAAAUUGUAAGGGACAGUUGUCAGGUUGUGCCUUAUGAUUACUUGAACCUUUUAGCUAAUUCUCAUAUGAGUUCGGCUCGAGUGCAUGUAUAAUAGUUCCAGUGUGGCAGAUGGUUGCAUACCCCUAAUAGUUGGGUUCCAGCCACUUGGUCAAGUUUGCUAUAGGUCAAGUGAUAUCUAUGUGUAUCCAAGAUUCGAGGGUAUUUUGUGAUAGUAUGCCUCGUAAAUACCAUAUUUACUGCCCAAAUCCUGUGUUAUGCAUCUAGUCCCACGGCCUAAAUACAAGUACAUAUCAUCUAUACAUUGCUCUUUUGGUAUCUAUAAGCUAUCCACAAUGAAAGAACGAUUAAUUUCAGGAGCAAUACAAAAUUCUUAACGGUUCAUGAUUCUUCCAAGAUAUGUUUCCUUGUUUGCAACUGUUCUUUAGUGGCUCUGUGCAUAAUGUCAUAAUAGUAGAAUAUAUCACAAGGGCUCGACAAGUUGCAGAUAUUUCCACUACUUUAUCAUGGCUUACCUAUUUCUACCUUUUCUCGAGAGAUUUAUUUAAAUUUUUUUCUCGACAUUCCUCAGAAGCAACCGAAGAGGAAGCGGAAGAUCAGUUGCAAGAAGCUAUUCGUGAAAGAUUCUCUGUAUUUGGUGAUGUACGAUAGAAUUCCUUCUGUAGAUACUGUCGUAAUGUUUUUUUCCUUUGGUUAGGUACUAAUAUAUGCGUUUUGCUCUUUCCCUAAGCGUGUUAAACCUCAUUUCAAGGAAAGUGCUAAUUCCCUGAGUUAUCCAGAAUCAUAUGACUAAUGAUCAGCUUCAAAUCUUAUCAAUAUUGUUGACUUCUUCGUGAACCAGCUCUUGCCCUUUUCUCUGAUUUCUUUUUGAACAAGUAAUACAUGCUCUUUUUUAUCACUGUUAUUUGGCCGUGCUUUUCGUCCCGGUUAGCAUUUCUACUCUACCUUUGAGAUUCCACCAGUGAAAACACAAUGAAGGAAGGUUCGCUUAAGUUGCCUAAUUUUGUUUCUUGUUUGAUUUUUUUCAUUCUCUCUGUAACUUCGUUCUUGAAAUAGCUGGUAACAAUAUAUGACCGUAAAGACAAGCUUAAAUCACCGGUAAAAUAUGAUCUUUUUAUAGCAUGAAUCAUUUUUGAGAUGCAGGCUUGAAUAUUGUUUAUUGCGUAGACUUAUUUUUUAUGACCGUUAGAAAAAUAGAAUAUUCCUUUUGAUUUAAGGAUAGAGCACAAAGAUUGGCAAACGGUUCUCUUUUCAAACGCUGUAGCUAGAUCGCUCAAUCUUUAAUUCUAAACUUACAGACCUAACCUUAAAAAGUUUCUUCAAUGAUAGUCGUUAAAAUGGUUCACUUUUUAGCUCUUCGAAACUCCACAUGGAUGUUUAAAUACACUAUGAUUUAUAAUUAUUUAAAAAAUCAAACUCGUAAGUUAUUAAUCUUACUUGGAGUACAACAUUCUGACAUAUUCAUAAUAAGAGUAGCUACAUCCUGACUUGGUAGCGUAUUAAUCAUGCAAAUCCAAUUAAACAACAACUACUAUCAUGAAGCAGCUAUAAACAGGAGAGUUUUGACCAAAGUGGAUGUUUGUCGACAUUGCCAAGGACAGAAAACUUUGACAGAACACACUGUAACAGUGCUAGAUCUGUCUUGGCCUAGAAACCAUGCCUGUGGCAUCCUCUGCCUUGGUGUAACAUGUCCUCAACCUUUUCUAAUAUUUACAUCUUGGUUGGGUGUAUUUUUACUGGUUAGUUUCUCUUCUUCUCUAACAAAAUGAUUCGACUAUUUUUUAAUGUACUGUGUGUACUCCUGGGAUUGAUAUUAUUCUCAUGUGACAGGAUCAUCAAGCCAUUGACAUACUCCUCGCUGAGAUUGACAUUUAUGAGUUUUUUGCUUUCAAACACUGCAAGGGAAGAAAGGUGAAACUCGCUCUCUGCGAAGGUAAUUCUAUUUGGGUGUUCAAAGCCAAUCGAAUGCAUUCUUCAAAAGCCUUUUUCUUCUUUUCUUUAUCCAAGUGAAUACGUGAUACUUUCCACUAUUCGAAAAAUAAAUUCGAAAGCAGUAAUUUAUCUUUUCACUGUUUACUCAAAGGUCGAAAGAUGCCUAGCUGUAUUCUUGUGGACAUCCUGUCAAAGAAAUGAGUGGAGUAGAUGAAAAUAAGCAAGUUUGAUAUGUAACAGUGAUUUUUUUUUGUGUAAUUAUAACCUUGGCGUUCAAAAAGAAAGAGACGAUUUUUUUGGUUUAAAAAAAGUAAUCAUUGUUUUGGGGUAACCAUUUGUAUCUGUGAACCAGCAAAAAUGUGAAUAGAUCAAUUUGGUACAUUAUGUCCUUUACAUGUUAAUGGUUCAGAACUUGAUGAGAGGAUGCGGGACUUGAAAAGUGAGCUACAGUCAUACGAUGGUGAAGAGCAUGAUGAGAGCCAAAAGAAAAAGGCCAUGGAUGCCUUAAGAAGAAUGGAGAAUUGGAAUUUAUUCAGUGAUACAUAUGAGGUACUCAAGUUUAUUUUCAAUUCAAGAACUUUUAUCAUGUAAAUGUGUGGCACACUAGUGUGUGUGGAUGUUAUCCUAUGCUUGUGGUCUAAUAUGUUUCUCUUUGCGAUGCUUCAUUCUUAUCUGACAAUUAUCGCUUGAAUCUCGGUUCCUCUGAUCCUUGUUUUAUUGCAUGCGUAUAGGAUCACCAGAACUACACUGUUGCACGUGAUUCAUUUCUAGCUCAUCUUGGGGCAACCUUGAGGGGUUCAAUGAGCCACGUAAUUGCCCCCUCUACCGCUGAUGGGGCUUAUCAUUACUACAAGAAGAUAUCAUUCCAACUGUAUUUCAUUACUCAAGAGGUAAAUUAUUAUUCUACGUCCUGUAUAGGUAUUCCUGUAUUGCAAUCUUUUUGACUUGCGUUGUUGUUUCAGAAGAAAAAUAUUAAGCAGUUACCUGUGAAUCUCGUGGCUCUUAAGGAAGGGCUUUCAUCUUUGCUGUGGCCCUCUCAAGAGGUGUUAUUUGGCACAAAUUUGUAUGUUUUCACUUGCUAUCUCAAGAAGUAUUGUUAGUCGCAAAACUCUAUGCUCUUGGUUUUAUUAUCUUUUAUUUUUUGAUCGUGUCUAGGAAUUUAUUAUUUUCAUAAAUCAAUAAAUUAUUUUCAGUGAUCACGUCUAGCAAUUUUCUAGACAUUACUACAUUUAUUUAUAUUCGACAGCUACAGAUAUCUGUGUAAUGCAUAUUUCUUAAAAGAUUUAUGAGUUAAGAAAUGUUCAAAGGCUCUGCUUUGAAUAUUAAUCCCUUCAAGAAGUUUAUUCUUCUAUAGGAAGAAAUAAUGAAAUUAAUCCAGAAAAAAAUUACAUUUGAGAAAAUUUUACUUCGAUGUUUUAUCAAAUGCCAUUUGAUUUGAUAAUGACAUGUUUUGAUUCUUUUUAGGUUGAGUCUUUCAGAGAAUUAUCCUUUGGCUAUGGCAUUUUCAGUGGCACGUCGGGCAGCUGCUGUCCCACUUUUGCUUGUUAAUGGAACAUACAGGUCAACUGUUCGUUCAUAUCUUGAUUCUUCUAUUCUCCAGCAUCAGUUGCAGAGAUCGAGUGAUCAUGGGUUGCUUAAAGGUAAUUUGAGAUCGAAGAUGCAGGUCAUCUCAAGUAUCUGUUGACUCACAGAUUAUUCCGUAUAUUUAUGCUUACAUGCUAGUAUGGCUUUAUUCAGGAAAGCAUUCAAGUAGCCGUUCUACCCUUGAAGUCCCAAUCUUUUGGUUCAUACAUAGUGAUCCACUAUUUGUGGACAAACAUUAUCAGGCAAAGGGGCUUUCUGACAUGAUCAUUGUUGUCCAAUCUGAGUCGCCAUCAUGGGAAAGCCAUUUGCAAUGCAAUAAUCGGUCACUUUUGUUGGACUUAAGGUUAAGACAUAAAUGAUGCACGCACUCUUCUUUAGUCUUUUAAGGUUAUGUUUGUUCGGUGUGGCUUUUCCUGUUCUUGAUUUGCGGGUAGCAGUACUGAAUACUCGAUUUUUUUUUAAGGAUGCCCAUAAAAGCUGCUAUUGCUGCCACAGCAGAACAUAUCGCUGGCCUGCUACCUCCUCACUUGGUCUAUAGCCCUGCCCAUGAAACUGCAGUUGAGGUAUGCCAAUGAGUUUGUUGUGGAUCUUUCUCUUGUCUAGGAUGAAGUUUCAUAUAAUAUGUAAAAUGAAUUUAUUUUCUUGAUUGCUUAGAGAGUUCUAGAAAUAAUAUUCCAUUUUCGUGAUGAUAAACGAAGCGGGUUUCCUUUGUGGAAUAAAUAUUUUUCUUCUGCUUCUUAUCGAUAUUAAUUUAGUUAAUAAAUGGUGCUUCUUAUCAUUCCAUUUAUACACAAAUCAUCCUAUCAUUCAAUAUUUCUUCUCUGUACACGGGCAUCAUACCUUUUACGAAAUCUUCCUUGAUGGGAAAAAGUCAUCCCUGAGGACAUAGCUAGGCCAUUCCUAAGGUCGAUUCCUCUUUAAUUUUUAACAAAGGUAUCUUUGUGUCCAUUCUGGGCAGUAGUUUCACUUCCUGAAGACUAUCAUACAGAACUAUCCAUACAGACGAGGAGCAUGUGAAUUGACCCGAAAGUGAAUGCUUCAUUUUCCUUUAAUCAGAUUCCAAAUCUUAAGAUUACGAAAAGGAAAGUAAGAUGAGGACAAUAUCAAUAGAAAUAUGGCUCUAGGUUCUUGUCUAUUGCGGUGUGGUUGUGAUUGCCAGCUACUAUUAAAUGGAAAGAAAAUUUAGUUGUGGUUUCUUUCGAUGUAUGAGCCACUAAAGUUCGAAGCGUUCCAACAUGCAAUUUCUGCUCUUUAAAACAAAAGGGAAUCAGAUUCUUGUAAGUAUCUAAUCAAAGGUGAGAUUAAUCGUAAUGAAGAAUAGAGGAAUUGAAAAGAUUCUUUAGGCUAGCAAGCAGUAGCAACUUCUUCGGACAUUCGUGUAGAAAUUUGGUUUACAAAAAGUUGGAGUUUCAGAUUCUUACGUUGAGAAACCAUCCUUAAUUUUUUCCCACAUUUAAUAAAAAUAAGAGAAAAUAAACGAAAGAAAUGGCCAAAAUCCAUCUAGAAUAUAAAUGUUUUGGGCAGAACGUCAGCUCAGCCUCUUGGAAAUAUGUUUUGGGCAUGUUGAUGGUUGAGCAGUAGGGAUGAAGCUUCUUCCCCGUUCAGAGAGUAGUCGUAGUUGGGCGAGGUGCUGUAUUCUGCCUGUGUAGGCAAGUUAGGAUAGUGGAGAGGGUCCCAUAAUCCAGAUUCUGCCCACUAUGGACAGCUGCAACGAGAAGAGUCAGUCAAGUAAUGGUUGCCAAAGGCAGCAUCAGUGAAGUUCUUUAUCGCUACCCAUUUAAGUCCCUUUGACGUCACUGUUAUUAACGAUGGUCUCAUCUUCUGUCCACUCUGAUUCAGGUGGCUACUCUCGCUGUUCUGACUGGCUUGUUGUGGAACAGCCGAUCAGACAUGGAGAACCCUAGCAGGAAGUUGGCGAUACAGCUAGCCAUAUAUAGCCGUUUUCUUCAUUUUUUAACUGGGACCGUUCUAAAAUCAUUGUUUAUGGUGAAAUCUUGUUGGUUGUCAGGAUAAAACUGGGCUAUCCUUUUGAUGCCCUACAAUUGAGAAUUGUGUCAGUAAUGAUUAAAAGAGUAUUUUGAAUGCCAUUUUGAUCCUCACCUCUUCUACGUGGGUCAAAAUGCUAUAUUGGUUGACUGUACAUGAUCUAUAGACAAACUGAGGAAAUUUGAACGACUGAGUAAACCAUUAUUUGUGGUAGUUGGGACCUAUAAAAUUUUCUAGACGUGUGAUAAAAUCGAAAUGGUAUAGAAAAUACAUUCUCGAUUCUUUCAGGGUUGACCAAUGAUGGCCCAUGCAAGGGAUCUAUCUAGGGAAGGGUUCUUUUCAUAAAGGAGAGACAAGUUUUUGGAAACUUCUACCAUUUCCAGAGUUUGGAAGAUUUGAUGCCGUCAAAUAGGAUUUUUUAAAAUAUUGCAUCAUGGACCUCGUAGUAAAGUGGCGAUCCCAAUCAGAAGCUGUCGAGGUACUAAGAGUACUUGGUAGGCCCUUGGUAUUCAGUAUCCAAGGUCCUUGGGACUAGAUAAAUGACUCUCAUACUAGUCACUAGACAAAUCAGUCUUUGAUAUUUCUGAUUUGGAUGUUCUUCAGAGAACAUCAUGAUCUUGGAUCAGAAGCAACAUGCUUUUAAAGGAUUUUGAGAGUUAAAAAAUUGAUGACUUGUGCCUUGAUCUAUUUUGAGUUUGACGAGUUUGAAAGAAUCCAGGCAAAAACUUUUUCCUAGGAGCUACCUGGCAAACCCAACAUUUUAUUUUUCAGAAGUUGGCCUGGAUUUUAGUAUUCUGGUCAGUGUUCCCAGAGAAUUACUUUCUCCAAUACCAAUACCCUUAUCCACUGAGGAUGCCCUCAUUUUUUUUCAUUGUAACAUGAUAUCCCCGGUUCGGGCUUUCCUGGCUGUGGUGGUAACUAGAGAAAGGUUCUGAGCCUUUUGACAUUAUCAAAGAAAAGUUUUUACUUGUUGAAUAUGCUGAAUACGGCCUUGGGCAAUUCCCGGAUGCAGGAAUUAUCAAUGUAAUAGCAGGUGAAUUGCAUCUUGGAUAUUCAUUUCUUUUUUUCUCAGUUCAUAAUAUCUUUAUUUUAUAGGUUUGGAUGCCAAACUGACCGUUCGUUUUUUUUUUCUUUUGGUAACCAUGCGAUUUGUUUCCAAACAUCGAACCAGCUCAUCUAAAAGUUGUAUUCUAUGUUAUAAUUGCUGUUUAUUUUAUGUUGUUUCUCAUCUUUUCUUCUUUAAUCUUGAACUUUCAAACUUAUUAUUUUAAAUUUCUGUAAUUGCACAGGAUUGGAUGUGGUCUGUUGGCUGUAGUCCUCUCUCUAUUACCUCUCACGGGUGGCAGAUUUCACGUUUCCAGUCUGACACCAUUUCUCGUAGCUAUAUCAUCACCUCUCUUGAGGAAUCUAUACAAGUGGUCAACGAAGCAAUUCAUCUUCUUCUGAUGGAGCGUACAAGUAUCCUUCUUGUUGAUCUGAGCAAGUGCACUGCACAUAAAUUGUUCUGUUUGGGGCAUUCAGCACCAUGAAACCGACUUGUUCACUGUAUUUCUUUUAGGACUAGCUACACAGGUUGCGAUUAGGAUCUCAAAGGUAUUGUCUGUCGAGAAAUGUCUUUCCUAAAAAAACAUAUUUCUGCAAUUUUAUGGUGUGAGUACACCGGCUCAUUUAUAGCUAUUGACUUUGUUCAUGCAUCAUGUCCGUGUUUUACCAAUUCUUUGGCACUUGUUUUUAUCUUCUCUUUUUCAUUUUUAGUGUGCCAUUUUCUAGUUAGCAUGCUGCACAAUGCUGCUUCGGAGACUACCCAUUUGCAGUAUUUGCAUUUUUCAUGCCAUAAUAUUAUAUAAUUAUUAUGGCAACCGAGGAGCAUUUUUUUCUCUGGCAUGUGAAUGCUGGUCAGAAUUUCUAUUUCUUGGACAAGGAGCCACGGACAUCUCACAUUGAUGUUUUGGUGAGGGGGAAGAAAAAAAAAAAGACUACCAUGAGUUACGAAACUCAGGAACCUUGCUAGUACUUAACAGAAAUCAGCUGAGAAAGGCUUCAAGGUAUUCCAACCCCAGCAGCGAGUUCUAGUUGAGAAGUACAAUUCAGUUGUGGGUCUAUGGAGAAGAGUAAGGGCACACUCGUUUUCUAGUUCGAUUUAGCUGUCUUUUUCAGUCGAUCUUUCUUUUUCAUAGUUUUUUUUUUUGGUGGCCUGCAGAUUUCAACUAUUUCUGGGGAACUGGAGUUCGAUAAUGCGUUGAGGCUUUUGCAUAUCCUCGAGGACGCGUCGAAGAGGUUAUAUUCAACCCUAAUUGCAUUUUCUUUGUAUGAUUCAGUAACCGCUGUGCUUCAUUCCCCACCCGUCAUUUUCUAUGAAUACUUGACCUCGUUCGUUCCACAAUUCCGCAAAAAAAAAAACUGACAGCAGCUCACUGCUUAGGCUCUCUCAAGUACCUGGUGUCGGUUGACGAGACAUUGUUCUUGAACUGUCUCGCCCAUUUUCCCUACUUCUGAUCAAAGUUCACUUCUUUUUAACAAGAACAUCCCUUUUUUUUUUGUUUUCCUCCCCCUCGCGACUUCAUCCGAUCAUCUGUCCCGUGAAUCAAUCCCCUCGCAUCGAACAUUAUAUUGCUCUGAGUUUGUUGGAAGACCUACUAAACUCGGAAUGCCGUUCCCCUGCGCUGUGGAAUCUGAUCCGUCUGUGUACCAACCCGCUGGCGCAGCUUCAAUGAAUCGGUGCACACCGCCAUCGCCUUGCUGCACCCGAUCCACUGCACGCGAGAGAGGAAGGUUGAUGUGGAGGUGGACAUGACGACCAUCCCAGCGUUCGCGGUGGUGGCCGCCAUUCUCUGGUUCGUGCUGCGGCCGAGGCGCCCAAAGGCGAAGAUCAACUGA
Spirodela intermedia is the source of this 15980-nucleotide messenger RNA. The record is from the annotation of a GenBank genome assembly. NCBI's taxonomy places the organism in Eukaryota, Viridiplantae, Streptophyta, Magnoliopsida, Alismatales, Araceae.